ACCUACCUACCUACCUAGUGUAAACUGAAUCGUAAUUUUGUAGUAUGUAGGUAUAUUAAUUGUUACAGAAUACGUCGUACAAAGUAUCGUACAUCAUGUGGAGUAUCUAAAAAUACCGUGUUAAUUAUCAUACCAACGUGGAAACUCAAUAUAAAGGAUGUGUGUUUCAUCAAUCAUAUGUUUUUUAAUUAUGCAUUUAUACAAUUAAAAUUUUAUGCGAUAGUCGAAAAUGAGUCUUCACAAAGCCAGGAUUAAAGCUUUCGAGGACAUUUUAGAGAAAGACAUAGUAAAUAUUGAACAGCUACAAAAACUAGCUUUUAAUGGAGUGCCUGAUGAAAAAGGUUUACGAUCUUUCGUUUGGAAGGUCCUACUGCACUACAUACCCCUGGAGAAGAGUGCUUGGGAAACCACACUUCAAAAGAAACGGCAACUUUAUCGACAACUUAUAAAUGAAAUUAUAGUUUCACCUGGAGGUCCGACUGAUCAUCCUCUUAACCUAAGUCCAGACAGUUCGUGGAGCACCUACUUUAAAGAUAAUGAGGUCUUGCUCCAAAUAGACAAAGAUGUGAGGAGAUUGUGCCCUGAUAUCUCUUUUUUUCAAUCAGCCACCGAAUUUCCAUGUUCAGAGAUUGUAAACAGCAAUGGAGUGAAACGUCUGCACAAGCGGGUUGAGCAGUCGGUAUUAAAAUACUCAACUCUAGAACGAAGAGGUCUCGGUGUUGCCAAAUUGAGCAACGAAAUCCGUCGCAGUGAGAACAUCACAAGCGGCGACUACACCCCGUUGAAUGAGGGCUGUGAGGCUCAUUGGGAGGUUGUGGAACGGAUGCUCUUCCUCUAUGCGAAAUUGAACCCCGGCCAGGGAUACGUGCAGGGCAUGAACGAAAUCAUCGGACCAAUAUACCACACAUUUGCAUCCGACUGUAACGUCGAGUAUCGGAAACAUGCGGAAGCAGACUGCUUCUUCUGCUUCACGAAUUUGAUGGCAGAGAUCCGCGAUUUCUUCAUACGCACCUUGGACGAGACCGAAAGCGGCAUCAACUAUAUGAUGAGCAAGUUAUGCGAGUGCGUCAAGAAGAAUGACCGAGCUGUGUGGGACCGUCUCGAGAGACAGGAGCUGAGGCCGCAGUACUACAGCUUCAGGUGGCUAACACUGUUGCUCUCUCAAGAGUUUUCGCUUCCUGAUGUAGAGAGGAUCUGGGACUCACUUUUUGCAGACCCGCAGAGGUUCAACUCGCUCAUAUAUAUAUGCUGUGCCAUGAUCUUGUUGGUAAGAGACAACAUACUGAAUGCUGACUUCGCGUCGAACGUGAAGUUGCUACAGAACUUCCCGCCGAUGGACGUAUCAUUAAUAUUAAAGAAAGCAGUCGAAAUAUCAUCAGGUUAACUCUAUAUCAAACGAAUGAUAUUUUAUUAAAAUUUUUAUAUAAUACGAUUUACCAUUUUAUAUGAUUAUUUUAGUUUUAGUGUUUUAAAAGGAACGAAUGUCUUUAUCGAAUAUAUUAUAGUAUAUUAUAUAAGAACAUUAAAUUCACGCGUUUCACGGCAAUAGUCUAAAUUGAAAGCGGGUGAAACUGCGAAGAUCAACUGCUUAUAUAUCUAAUAAUAUUUUACACAAAAACUUCUUCUUGUAUAAAUUUAAUGUGUUAUAAGGUUUUAUGAUUUAGACAUUACAAUAAAAACAUAUAUUUUUAUUAUUAUAAGUUAUGUAGUGGUGACAACAUUCCAAAAUUGAAAGUCCUAAGCGAUAUUUUGUUUUACAAAGAAUUUAGAAUAUCAUUUCUUCCAAUCAGCUUUUUUUAAUCUUUUAUAAUUAAAAAAUAAGAUAAACCUAAUCGAAUAUAAUCAAAAUAAUUAUCGUUUACUAUUUUCACGUUUCAUACUAAUUUCGCUAUUUUACAGAAAAAAUAUUUUACAGUACAAUAAAAGCCCAAUAUAAAAAAACUAGAUUUUCAGCUGUAAAAAUGUACAAUAUGCAUUUCAUAACACACGAUUAUAAAAAAGUGAAUACUCCUACUUGUUUCCAAACAAUUACAUAGCUAUGCCGAUGCCACCAAUGCGGGCCGGUCUCUUGAUUCCAGGGGCUCGAUUCGAAUGAUUCAGCGAUCCACAAACAAUUAUUUAUUUCCAAAACAAUUUUUGAAAUGAAAAUGGGCUCAUAGAAGUUUUAAAUAAAAAGAACGAAAUUAAAGAUAAUUUCCGCCCACGAGGUAUGACCAUACCUAUGUUCGAAAAAACAAUAAAUGUUUAGAGGAAAAAGUUUAUUUUCUUUAUAAAAAUAGUAUUUAGGAUAGGUACUAACUAUUAUUUUAAUGUCAGGGUAUUGUGUGCAGGAGUAUAGAAAUUUGAAUGCGUUGUGUCAUUGCAUAAACAGCUUUUCAACGAAUUUGUUAUAUUUUAGUAUAUUGUGUUGCUAUUCUCUUAUGAAUAUGUGUAUAUGGAGUAGCCGAUUGCGUUAUAUAUUAUAUUUAAACUAUCUGUCUCAAAUGUGUGGAUCUUGGGACAGCAAUGGUGUCCUUGUUUGUUGUUAAGUACCAUAACAGUUGUUCGAUAUUCAACAUUACGCGACCGUUUUGGCCGCAAAAUAAUUGUCUAAAGCACGCCUGUUGGAAAUUCUGUACGUCUGUACUCUUUGAUCCCGGUCUGAAAAGUGAGAGAAUAUUUAGGCUCAGCUGACAUUACGUCUUAGACCCCGUGGACAUAGACAAUAUUAGAAAUAAGAAUUUCAUACAACUUGAAGCCAUGAUGAAGAUGAUACACAUAUAACGAUGGAAUCAGUUUUAAUUAUAAAUCUUUUUUGUAAUUGGGAAAUAAGGGCAUUAUUAAGGAACUUAAUUUUUUAAAUCCCUUGUGUUUAAAUUUAAAGCUUUCUAAUAAAUGAAAGACAAAAUGUUUUUACAAUUCUAGGUAAAUAAGAAGCGACAAUAUUUUAACUUCUAAUGGGUUUAUAAUAUUUAUUGAAUACAAUAUUUUUACCGUU
Messenger RNA from Nymphalis io (European peacock), 2977 nucleotides. RefSeq names its product TBC1 domain family member 13. Gene Ontology annotation, molecular function: GTPase activator activity. Bases 230 to 1384 code for a protein of 384 amino acids. NCBI's taxonomy places the organism in Eukaryota, Metazoa, Arthropoda, Insecta, Lepidoptera, Nymphalidae. The transcript has 9 exons. Gene Ontology annotation, biological process: activation of GTPase activity; intracellular protein transport. The record is from RefSeq and is a predicted model, not a curated record.